AAAGCGGGGCUCAAAGCUCCCUCUCGAGUUUGCAGCGGCCGGUCUCUGGCGGGUCUCUAGCGAGCACUGCAGAGAGUCGGAAGUAGCGCGCCUGACCGUCCGCAGCAUCUCGCCGCCGCGUCCCUAGGCCAGGGCGCCCGGCCACCUGCCCACCCGCCCCCUCCGCGGGUGCGACCGACCGCGCCCUCGCGCCCCGGCCAGCGGGCCCUGCGCGCACCCCGGCCGUCUGGCACCUGGCUGUGAACCCCUGUGGCUGCCAAGGCAGCGGACCGCGGCGCGCACCUCUCACCUGUUGAGCAGAGAACAGCAACCGUCGGUCUACUUGGGAGAACCCCCUCCCUUUUCUGAGCACGAACGAAAGAUGUCGAAUGGAUAUUGCGCAGACAGGAGUUUCUGCUACCUCCUCUCGUGUUUCAGGACCAGAGUGAAAACGUACAUCCAGGUGGAGCCCGUACUGGACUACCUGACCUUUCUCCCUGCAGACUUGAAGGAGCAGAUUCAGAGAAUGGCCGUCACCGCUGGGAACAUACACGCAGCGGAACUGCUUCUGAGCACCUUGGAGAAGGGAGUCUGGCCCCCGGGCUGGGCUAGACAAUUUGUGGUGGCCCUUCAGAGAGCAGGCAGCGUUUUAGCCGCCCGCUACCUGAACCCAGAGCUCACCGACUUGCCCUCUCCAUCCUCUGAGAACGCUCAUGAUGAGUGUCUCCAGCUGCUGAACCUCCUUCAGCCCUCCCUGGUGGACAGAAUUCUGGUUAAAGAUGUCUUGGAUAAGUGUGUGGAGGAGAAACUGUUGACAAACGAAGACAGAAAUCGGAUUUCUGCUGCAGAAAGCAAUGGAAAUGAAUCAGGUGUAAGAGAGCUACUGAAAAGGAUCGUGCAGAAAGAAAACUGGUUUUCUGCAUUUCUGACUGUUUUGCGUCAAACAGAAAACUAUGCCCUUGUCGAGGAGCUAACAGGCACCACUUGCUUUGGAAGCAAUGCAGGGACUGAGAGUUUAUCACAAGAAGAUGGCCCUGAAGUUAAAGAGGGGGUUCUUGCAGCCACGGGUCAGCUAAGUCCAGACAAAGAAGGUCGGGACAUGGAGACUCACUCACUGGAAUCGUCUUUUGCGGAUCCUUGUGUAAUUUCAGAAUCAGACACAAGUUUGGCAGAAGGAAGUGUCAGCUGCUUAGAUGAAAGUCUUGGACAUAACAGCAACAUGGGCAGUGAUUCAGGCACCAUGGGAAGUGAUUCAGAGGAAGAAAAUGUGGCAGAAAGAGCAUCCCCUGAGCCAGAACUGCAUCUCAGGCCCUACCAAAUGGAAGUUGCCCAACCAGCCUUGGAGGGGAAAAAUAUCAUUAUAUGCCUCCCUACAGGGAGUGGGAAAACCAGAGUGGCUGUUUACAUUGCCAAGGAUCACUUGGACAAGAAGAAAAAAGCAUCUGAACCUGGAAAAGUUAUAGUCCUUGUCAAUAAGGUACCACUAGUUGAACAGCUCUUCCGCAAAGAGUUUGAACCAUUUUUGAAGAAAUGGUAUCAUACUAUUGGAUUAAGUGGUGAUACCCAAUUGAAAAUAUCAUUUCCAGAAGUUGUCAAAACCUAUGAUGUUAUCAUCAGUACAGCCCAGAUCCUUGAAAACUCCCUUUUAAACUCAGAAAUAGGAGAAGAUGAUGGUGUCCAGUUGUCAGACUUUUCCCUCAUCGUUAUUGAUGAAUGCCAUCACACCAACAAAGAAGCAGUCUAUAAUAACAUCAUGAGGCGUUACUUGAAACAGAAGUUGAAAAACAAUAAACUCAAGAAAGAAUGCAAACCAGUGAUUCCCCUACCUCAGAUACUAGGACUGACAGCUUCACCAGGUGUUGGAGGAGCCAAAAGGCAAGCUGAAGCCAAAGAACAUAUUUUAAAAAUAUGUGCCAAUCUUGAUGCAUGUACCAUUAAAACUGUGAAAGAAAAUAUAAAUCAACUCAAAGGCCAAAUAAAAGAGCCAUGCAAAAAGUUUGCAAUCGCAGAUGACACCAGAGAAGAUCCAUUUAAAGAUAAACUUGUAGAAAUAAUGACCAGGAUUCAAAGUUUUUGUGAAAUGAGUCCAAUGUCAGAUUUUGGAACUCAACCCUAUGAACAAUGGACCAUUCAAAUGGAAAAAAAAGCUGCAAGAGAAGGAAAUCGCAAAGACCGAGUUUGCGCAGAGCAUUUGAGGAAGUACAAUGAGGCCCUACAAAUUAAUGAUACAAUUAGAACGAUUGAUGCCUAUAAUCACCUGGAAGCUUUCUAUAAUGAUGAAAAAGAAAAGAAGUUUGCAGUUCAAGAAGAUGAUAGCGAUGAGAGUGGUGAGGAGGGUAACGAUGAUGGUAACGAAGAUGAGGAUGAUGACAAGAAGCCUUUGAGAGUGGAUAAGACAGAUAGAUUUCUCAUGGAUUUAUUUAUAGAAAACAAUAGAAUGUUGAAAAAGCUGGCUGAAAACCCAAAACAUGAAAAUGAGAAGCUGACCAAAUUAAGAAACACCAUAAUGGAACAAUACACAAGGACUGAGGAAUCAGCCCGAGGAAUAAUUUUCACAAAAACACGACAGAGUGCAUAUGCCCUUUCCCAGUGGAUUACUGAAAAUAAAAAAUUUGCUGAAGUUGGCGUCAAAGCCCAUCAUCUGAUUGGAGCUGGACACAGCAGUGAGUUCAAGCCCAUGACACAGAAUGAACAAAAAGAAGUCAUUAGUAAAUUCCGCACUGGAAAAAUAAAUUUGCUUAUCGCUACCACAGUGGCAGAAGAAGGUCUGGAUAUUAAAGAAUGUAAUAUUGUUAUCCGUUAUGGUCUCGUCACUAAUGAAAUAGCCAUGGUCCAGGCCCGAGGUCGAGCCAGAGCUGAUGAGAGUACCUACGUCCUGGUUGCCCACAGUGGUUCAGGAGUUAUUGAACGUGAGAUAGUUAAUGAUUUCCGAGAGAAAAUGAUGUAUAAAGCUAUAGACCAUGUUCAAAAUAUGAACCCAGAGGAGUAUGCUCAUAAGAUUUUGGAAUUACAGAUGCAAAGUAUAAUGGAAAAGAAAAUGAAAAUCAAGAGAAGUAUCGCCAAGUAUUACAAGGAAAACCCAUCGUUAAUAAAUUUCCUCUGCAAAAACUGCGGUGUGGUAGCCUGCUCUGGGGAAGACAUCCAUGUAAUUGAGAAGAUGCACCAUGUCAACAUGACACCAGUAUUCAAGGAACUCUACAUUGUGAGAGAAAACAAAGCCCUACGAAAGAAGUUUGUAGACUAUCAAACAAAUGGCGAGAUUAUCUGCAAAAUAUGUGGCCAAGCUUGGGGAACGAUGAUGGUGCACAAAGGCUUAGAUUUUCCUUGUCUCAAAAUAAAGAAUUUUGUAGUGGUUUUCAAAAAUAAUUCACCGAAGAAACAAUACAAAAAGUGGGUGGAAUUACCGAUCACAUUUCCUGAUCUUGACUAUUCAGAAUAUUGUUUGUUAAGUGAUGAGGACUAACAUUCGAUUUGAGACUCUUUAAAAAAUAUUAUCAUCUUAACAUUUACUUUGAUUUUGAUGAGUGUUUUUACUAUACUACAGAACUGAUGUGAGGAUUAAUAAAGUCAUUGCCUUACUUGGUGUUGAGCUGCAUGGAGGAAGAUAAUGUAUUAUGCUUUCAAGUAUCUAUCUUGUUGUUGGGCAGGGGUAAAGAACACCUAGCAGUAAUACGCAUUAGUAUGGAGCAUUAUGGGACUGUGGAAAGAAUGCUAGCAUAUAAAGGAGGCAUCCAAGGUACCACUAUCAGUCCUGUCACACCAAUCUUCACGAUGAAAUUAACCAAAUCAGUUCAUCUUUCUGAACCAGUGUCCUUAUUCGUGAAAUCAUCAUAGUAUUAUUUACCUUUGCUUUCAUUAGCUUUCUACUGCUACACAACAAAUUAGCACAAACUUAGUGGCUUAAAACAACAGUCCUUUAUUAUUACACAUGUUCUGUAGGUCAGAGGCCUGGACAGAGUCCUCUGCACAGGGUCUCAGAGACUGAAAUCAAGUUAUGAAACAAGUGAUGUUUUUCAUCUGGAUGUACUGGAUGAACAUUGAAUCACUUCCAAGCUCUUUCAAGUUGUUGGCUAUCAUUUCCUUGAAGAUGAAGAUGGGGAUUCCUGUCUUCUUGCUAGCUGUCCACUGGGGAUCACUCUGAACAGGUAGGGCUGCCCUCAUCAUGUGACUUGCUCAUAGACCUUUUAUAGCACAGCUAUUUGCUUCUUCAAAGCCAGCAGGACAAUCUCUCUCUUGUCUGCUAAGAUAAAAUCACAGGAGUGACUAUGUCAUAUUCAUAGAUCCUGCCCACACUCAAAGUUAAGGGAUUUUGAGGGCAUAUACACCACACCAGCAGACGGAAAUCUUGGAGGCCGUCUAAGAAUUCUGCCUCUCAUACCACUUGCUCAGCUUUUGUGAGUAAGUGAUAUAUGUAUUCAUAUGAAAAGCACUUUGAAAAAUAUUAAAGCACCAUGAAAAGCAAGGUACCAUGAAGAAGCAGCAUCAGGUAGCUUAAGUCUUAUUUUUUCAGCUUUCCCUCCAUAAACACAGAAAUGGUGGCUAAGUCCAGACUAUUUAUUAAUACUUGUAAGAUUACCUAUGUCAGUAGAGAUGUCUAGGGUUCACAAAGGAUGUUAGCAGGGAGCAGAUGCUUGAUGUUAUUAGAGAAAGUAUCUACCUCCACUUGUCCCUAACACCAGGUAGAAGGGUAACCUCUCCGUGACUGUGAUAUUUUCAGCUUUUCUGAAGUAUGAUUAUUUGGAGAUAGGCACAAGGUGCAGCAUUCAGAACAUUCUCACAGUAGAGACAAACAACCUCUUUUGCCAUGGAAGAGCCACAUGAUUGAGACUGAUUCACAAUUGACCAUUUUAACCCACACUUACUCAGAUGAUCUGCUGCAUGGAAAGUGUUACCUUCUGUGACUAAAGAGAAACAAAAUGUUGGAGGGAAUGAGAAAGAAAAUUCUGUGGUUUUGAUGGAUUAAUUAAAUUCAGUCUAACAUUAGCUUUUCUUAAUAAGAACCAAGCAAAGAUGAAUAUUAACCAAUGAGAGCUCUUGGGACAAAGAAGAUUGUGGUUUUCUUAAAAUACUUUUAAAACCUCCAGCUGACUCCAUUUAAAGUACUGCUGUCUUCUAGAACAUUUUGGAAACUAUGCAGGAAACCAAAUGCAUAAAAUAGCUAAAUGUACUACUGUAACAUAUGUAGACUGUUUUUGAGGUGUCAACAAAUAUCAGGUUUUUUCAUCUGUGUUUUCCAGUAAAUUUUUUUUUCAAUAAAGAAGUGUUAUCUUUACCUCAAAGUUUUGAAAUACGUGUUCCAAAUAGUAUAAAACUUAAUAUGUGAUGGUACCUGAAAACUCAAAUUAUGAUGCAUGUAAUAAUUGUAGCAUUUUGAUUGAUCGUUACCGAACAGUUUAAUACUUAGAGUAUUUGGAUAUCAUUUACAGGAUAGCCUCAUGACAUGUAGAUAUCAACCUGGAGUUGGAAGGCCUAGGCCUAGUUUUAGUCCCCAUGAAACCUUCAGUUAUUUGGGGCACUUUGGGCAACCUCAUCUCACAGGUGCUGUGUUUCCUCUCCUGGAAAAUGAGAGACUGGAUUGAAUGGUAUUAAAGGUCUCUUACAAGUCUAACAUUACCAUUCUCUAUGCUUCUGGCUCCCUCGCUGCUUUCAUUUUAAGACCUUGUCUCAUGACUUGUGGUAAUAUCAGCUGUGGGCUAAAUACCUGGCAGGCAUAUGACACAUUUGAAAGUAACUCAUAUCUGCUAAAGGGCAGUUGCGGGGGUCUCACAGGAAAGGUCCAUUGGCUGGAGUCCUGUGUCUCAAAGUGGGUUGGAAAUGCCUGAAAGUGUCAGGAGAUUUUAGAGCAAGCAUUCCCAAGCCAGUAGAUCAGUGACCAACUUUGUGGGUAAGAGAUGUCAAGGUUUUAUACCAAAAGUUUGAGAUCAUUUGAGACCCUAUGAAAUUAAAAUACAAUAAUUUACAGUUCAUACAAACAUUUGAAUGUAAGACAUUGAGGCAGCACGUAAGUGAAUAAGAAAUGUUUGCUCAAAGGACCAUGAGUACAUGUCACAAGCAGUUGUUGAAAGCAUAAAACACUGCAAUUUAAUAUCUCAGAGUGUUUGUUAUGCCUUAGGGAAAAGAAGGCUUCUGGUGGUAUUUUCAGUUCAGUGGAACAUCAAGCCAAAGAAGAUUUAAAGUUUCCCAUCAUUGUUGCUUUUAAGAUGUGAAGAAUUCGAACACACUUAUGUGCAGAUGGGAAAGAAUAAUAAAGAGUGAGAGAAUAGUAAAUUGCUUGUUGGGUGUUAUUGAUAAAUCCUGACAAAUGAUGCUGCUACAGUCUUUUUCUGGGCACCCUGAUCCUUUCUCAACAGUGCGUCUUUUACACGCUUUCUCCCUUUUUCGCCAUCUCUCCAGCUGACAUCCUUUAUGUUCCACACAGAUGAAACCCAUGUGGCACUUUCCAGCAUCUAGCACAGUUCGCGUUUUCGGAACUAGAAUGUUGGGAUGAGCACUGGGUAUUGUAUGUAAGUGAUGAAUCACGGGACUCUAUCCCCAAAACCAAAAGCACACUGUAUACACUGUAUGUUAGCCAACUUGACAAUAAAUUCUAUUUAAAAAAAUAAAAAAAUAAAUAAAAGGAAGCAGAUUAGAAAAAAAAAAAAAAAGAAGAACUAGAAUGGAAAGAACAUGCAGGGGGAAUAAUAUUCACUCACCCUGAGCAUAACAAAGUGCUUGUUUCCAAAGCCUGAUAAACAAUUACAUUAGUCACAGCAGUAAAGUAAAACAAACAAACAAAAAAACAAGAAAAUUAUUUCAUUUCCUUCUAAGAGUUAUAAAGUUAAUUUGAAAUAACCAUGAAAUAACCAUAAGCUUCUUCAGUCUCCUUCAGUUUGUGAAUUUCUCCUUAAUUUGUCAUACUAGAUAUAGAAUUUUACAUCUUUGUUUUUGUGGGGGAGAGCAUGGACUGAGAUAUAAUUGGGUUUGGAUCCUCAGUAGCUUUGUGACUUGGGCAAGUCACUUGAUCUCUCUGAGACUAUAGUUAGUACCAACCUUGAGGGACUGUCAUGAGAAUUUGGAUAUUGCAUGGAACAUACCUAGCAUUUGGCAUUUAGUAGGAAUUAACGUAUAGAACAUAGUAGUGAGAGUGGCCAGAAAAGCAACAAUAGUUGUAAUAGAACAGCUGUAGGUAUAGCAUAAAAAUAGUAAAUUUUAGAUUUAUGUUUGAUAAUAAGUAGGUUACCUACAGGACUAGAGUUCCCACAUCCAACAUUUAGCCUAGAGGGCUUAUCCAAGAGCUAAGUGGUAGCUGUAAUGAAACAUGAUUGCUCUGAAUGUGCUAUUCAUUGUCAGUGGAGGGAAGAUUUAAUGUCCAUAUCUGUAGGCCAACAAAAAAACAGGUUUCAGCGUGGACACAAAGAUCAGCACUGAUUUAUUAAGUGGUUAUAGGGCUUCACUAGGUCUAUUAUGUAGGUACAAUUUUAAUGAGAUCCCGUCUUUAUCUUCAAGAAUAAUGUGAUAGUGUUGCUGUAUUGACCUGCCCAACAAUUGCAAGAGAGAGGGGUUGUAGCAUGUCAACAGUAAUUUUUGUCCAACACAAAUGAUGAUUGUCUUUUAUUUGUUUCUAAAUCCUUAAACUUUUUAGUCGGAGCAUAUGAAAUAUGAAAUACACAUGGAAAGCACUGCAGAUAUUUUUUGUAAUUUUUAGAUAUUUUCCACAUAGAGCAUUACCAAGUUCUUCUUUAUAGAAAUUAAUCAUCCCAGAAGCAUCUCAUUUGAAGAUGAAAUUGGCUGUGAGUCCUAUUAGUUCAUAAUUUUAAAAUCCAAAUUAAAGACCAGAUCCUCGGUGGGACUAUGGGAAGAGAAACAGACUUUAUAGGAAGUAAUAUUUAACCAUGCAGUUGGAAUACAUUUGGGCCACUAUUUAAGUUGAAUAUGUUUGAUGAAGUAUAUUAGUUUUUACGUACUAAUCUCAUAAAUGGACUUGAUUUUGACACUUACGAAAAAAUUGUAUUUAAUUCAGUUGUAUGUAUAAAAUAAUACUGAACCAAAGAUGAGCAUUGUUUCAACUUAAGUAUUUCCUUCAAACACUGUCUUCUUCUGUCUCUUACGAAGCUUGUACUUUACUAUAAACACAUAGCAUGAAUGGACUGUUGGAUGGUUAGUUCCUUCAUUUUGAUUCACUUAACAGGUCAUAACAAUGAUCAUAACUCAUCAAGCUGUAAGGAUUUGCAUAACACUAAAAUGCCCAAAACAACUGAUUAUUGUUAUCCUGGACAGGGUUGUCCACCUGAGAUUAAUAUCACUUCAGUACCACACCAAUGUUUCUAUUGCUAAAUUUACUUUUUUUCUUUGCAUUUUACCCAGGUUUAUAAUUUCAUGACUUUACUUUGCACAAUUUAUACCAAUAACUGUGAUAACCUGUUGAGUUCACAGUCGCAACUUUCAAAGGAUUUAUCUCAUUUGACAAGUGUAUCUCAAAUCUUGUGAUGUUUCUUGUGUUUAAUUAGACUAAAUGGCUUAUUCUAUUGAAAGCUACUAACCUCAUGGUGAUAGCUCACUUAAGGCCCUAGAUUUUGUAAUGAACAACUUGGUUCAGUGUUUUAUUGUUAUCACUCAUUUAUUUUGGGAUAAAAUGCAAUCCUCAAAUGACUAACUGCAAGAAACAAACAAAAACCUGUCAUUCCAUGUAAAACAUUGUGUUCCAUGCAAGAGAAGAAAAAGAAGAGAAAAUGAAGGUAAAAAGGGAAUAGACAGAA
This is a messenger RNA of Panthera uncia (snow leopard), 8714 nucleotides long. It is a transcript of the gene IFIH1, whose product is annotated as interferon induced with helicase C domain 1. The coding region runs from base 362 to 3442 and encodes 1026 amino acids. NCBI's taxonomy places the organism in Eukaryota, Metazoa, Chordata, Mammalia, Carnivora, Felidae. The record is from RefSeq and is a predicted model, not a curated record. The transcript is spliced from 16 exons. Gene Ontology annotation, cellular component: cytoplasm. Gene Ontology annotation, molecular function: double-stranded RNA binding; ATP binding; hydrolase activity. Gene Ontology annotation, biological process: positive regulation of interferon-beta production; response to virus; innate immune response.